AUGGCGCUGGCGGUGGUGCGGCCCCUGGACGCCCUGCCCCCGGAGCUGCCCCCGGGGGUGGCGGUGCUGCGGGCCCCGGCCCCGCUGGCGGCGCGGCUGCGCGGGGCGGGCGGGCCGGCGCUGGUGCUGGCGGUGCGGCCCGCGGGCCGGCCCGGGGCCCAGCCGGCGCUGCUGAGCGCGGCGGUGGUGGCGGGCGGGCCGGGCGGCGGCGCCGAGCUGUGGCUACGCGGCGGCUGGCGGCGGCGGCUGGGGCUGGCGGCGGGGCGGCGCGUGGCGCUGUGGCCGGUGCGGCGGCCGCCGGCGCUGGGCUGGGCGCUGCUGGGCGCGGGGCCGGGCCGGGCGGGGCCGGGGCCGGGGCCGGGGCUGGCGCGGCGGGGCGAGGCGCUGCCGGGCCCGGGGCCGCUGCUGCUGGAGGCGCGGCCGGCGCUGCAGGGGCUGCUGGGCGCGGGGACGCGGCUGGCGCUGACCGAGCUGCGGCCGGAGCGCGGGGCCCCCCCGCCGGGCCCGGGGCCGCCGCCGCUGGUGUCCCGGUUCGCGCGGGGGGCGGAGGGCCCGGCCCGGCUGCGGGCGCUGCGCGGGGACCCGGCGCCCUGGGGGCUGCCGGCCGAGGCCGGGGCCGGGGCGGGCGCGGCGCUGUGGGUGACCCGGCGCUGCCUGCGCGGGCUCGGCCUCUUCCAGGGCGAGUGGGUGCGGCUGCGGCGGGAGGGCGAGGCCGGGCCCGGCGGGGCGCACCUGGCGGCCGUGCUGGCCCUGCAUCCCCGCUGGGACUUCCCGCAGGAGCCCCGGGACCCCCCGGAGGGCUCGGCCGUCAUCCCGGCCGCGCUGGCCUUCAACCUGGCCUGCGACCCGCUGGGCGGGAGCCACCUGCUCAUCCAGAGGUAUGGGGAAGCUCCUGGUAUGGAAGAGAGACAAGGAAGUCGGUCCUUGCUAUCCAUACCGCCCUUUGUGAAGGAACUGCACAUAGAGAUUGUCUCCUCACCAGCCUACAGCACCAGAGGAGUCUAUGAUAGUAUUCUCCAUCAACACUUCCAAACUCCCAGGUUGGUCCAGGCGGGUGAUAUCCUGUGUAUUCCGACAGCUGGACAUCCUGAGUUCUUGGAAGGAAAUUCAGAGAAAUUUCUUAGCUGGCCGGAGCUGUACUUCAAGGUGAAGAAGAUUGUAGGCGUGGUGGAAGGAGAGCAGUCUGUGGGGUACCUGGCUGACAUCCAGAACACGUCGCUGUACCUGGUGGGUUCAACAAACAGCGCUGUGCCAUCUUCUCCAAGCCGUGGUGGCCAUGGGUUUUGGAGCAGUCUGUCUCCCGCCGGGCUCUCUGAUGUGGUGAAGCAGCUCUGUGAUGCUCUCCGGCCUCAUCUGAACAGCAGGGGGACCGCGCUACGUGGAACAGGCAGCAUUCUACUGGCGGGACCCAGUGGUGGGGGGAAACUGACGGCUGUCAGAGCUGCAUGUAGCUGCCUCAAUCUCCACUUGUUCAAGGUGGACUGCGUUAGUUUGUGUGGAGACACUAGUGGAGCUACGGAGAUGAAGCUGCAAUCUGCCUUUGCACAGGCUGAGCUCUUCCGGCCGUGUGUGCUCCUGCUGAAGGACAUCGAGCUGCUGGGACGAGACCGGGACGGGCUGGGAGAGGACUCCAGAGUCACUGCUACACUAAGGCACCUCCUCCUGGACAGAGAUGCGGGAUCUAGCGGUUACCCUGUCCUGGUGGUUGCCACCACGUGCCGGCCUCAGGACGUCCUGGCAGACGUGCAGACAGCUUUCCUCCACGAGGUGACGGUCCAGGCCCCAUCGGAAGAGCAGCGGAAGGCCAUGCUGAGCACGCUCACUGCCAGCCUUCCGUUGGGCAAGGAAGUGAGCCUGGCAAAACUAGCGCGGAGAAGUGCGGGGUUUGUGCUGGGAGAUUUCUGCGCUUUGCUGGCCCAAGGCGGCCGGGCAGCUUGCACCAGGAUCUUAACCUCAAGUUUCCCAGGGGGGCUGAGUGAGGACGAGGAGAGAGAUUUUUGUGCUGCUGGGUUCCCUGUUCUCGCGGAGGAUUUGAACGUUGCAUUGGAUCAGCUGCAUGAGACUCAUUCGCAGGCAGUUGGAGCCCCAAAGAUCCCCGCGGUCACCUGGCAGGAUAUCGGUGGGCUCCAGGAGGCGAAGAAGGACAUCCUGGACACCAUCCAGCUGCCUCUGGAGCACCCGGAGCUGCUGUCCGUGGGGCUGCGCCGCUCUGGCCUUCUGCUCUACGGGCCUCCUGGGACAGGAAAGACCUUGCUUGCCAAAGCUGUGGCCACUGAGUGCACCAUGACUUUCCUCAGUGUGAAAGGGCCGGAGCUCAUUAACAUGUACGUGGGGCAGAGUGAAGGGAAUGUGCGUGAAGUGUUUGCCAGAGCCCGGGCAGCUGCCCCCUGCAUUAUCUUCUUUGAUGAACUGGAUUCCUUGGCACCCAACCGGGGACGGAGCGGAGACUCAGGCGGAGUUAUGGACAGAGUUGUCUCCCAGCUGCUAGCAGAGCUUGAUGGACUUCAUUCCACCAGAGACGUAUUUGUGAUCGGCGCCACCAACAGACCUGACCUCCUGGACCCAGCACUGCUCCGGCCUGGCAGGUUUGACAAGCUGGUCUAUGUCGGCAUGAAUGAGGACCGUGAGUCUCAGCUGCGAGUGCUGAGCGCCAUCACCAGGAAGUUCAAACUGGACCCUUCAGUGCGUCUCAACAGUGUCCUGGAUCAGUGCCCUGCACAGCUGACGGGAGCAGAUCUGUACGCGCUCUGCGCAGACGCCAUGCUGUGUGCUGUCAAACGGAAGGUGGAUUGGAUUGAGGAAGGGCUGGACACGGAGAGUUCCGCUCUAGUUCUGACCAUGGAGGAUUUUGGACAAGCUGCCACAAGGCUGCAGCCGUCGGUUUCGGAGCAGGAGCUGCUCACAUACAGAGUGAUCCAGCGGAAGUUUGCUGCCUGCUAGCCUGCAGUGAGAAGGGAAGGGAAGGAGCACGCACAGCCCUAACACGGAGAAGGCCAAGAGGAUUCGGGACAGGCGUGUGGGCUGGUGAAGUGGAGAGAGGGAGGCGUCAUCACCUGCUGACUCCUGGCCAACCCUGGACGGGGUGCACAUUUAGCCAUGGAUCUGAGGCUGUCGGCAGCACAGCUGGGGUUCAUACUCCUCCUCCUCUGUCCCAGUCCCCCUCCUCCAACCUCUCAGCCUGGCCCUCACCCCCACAGCCACCAUCCCGCCCCGUAAUCUGGGGUGUGAGGAAGGGGCUUUGAGCUGAGUUGUGGAUCUCAAGGGAAAGGAGUGCGACCAAAGCCCCUGUGAGACCCUGCACUAGUCAUGGAUUGUCCCGUGACCCCGUGCCCUCCCCCUGGCGUAGGCAAAGAUCCUGAGCUCGGGGGUGGAUUGUCUCCCAAGAGUGAAAAAUCCUCCCCUCUCCCACAGCCUCCCUGGGAGGUGAGGGAAUUAGCAGACGCCUUCUGCUCAGGAUCAGCGGGAGGGGGAAUUCACACCCACAACUCCUCUCCCCGGUUACAGGGCCAGCCUAAAACCUGGCACCACUGACGGGUGGUCUCGUGCUGGCCCUCGGCAUGGAGGGGAAUCUCAUCCUGAAUGAGAGAGAACUUCCUUGUGGAGCUUCAGUCACCGGUAGGUGGGAGGGUCCCCUGCUGCUUUCCCUGCUGGCACAUGCACUACAGGCAGGGAUGGUGCUUCCGAUCACUCAGGCAGCCACGAACAAGACAGGAGGGGGAGCCAGAACGGCAGGGAGGAAGCGUAGGUUCCCGAGCAGCUUCCCAAGAAGCGUGGGUCCCCUGAGAUGUUUUUGCAGGGUUUCUGAACCCCCCUGGCCAGCUCCCAGCACACGGGCCUGGGCACUACACAGGGCAGAGGCACAGAGCACCUGUAUUGUGUGAGCACACUGUACAUACUGUAAAUACUGUACACGGGCUUUCUAAAUAAAGGGGGAGUUCC
This is a messenger RNA of Emys orbicularis (European pond turtle), 3939 nucleotides long. It is a transcript of the gene PEX6, whose product is annotated as peroxisomal biogenesis factor 6. Bases 1 to 2940 code for a protein of 979 amino acids. Gene Ontology annotation, cellular component: peroxisomal membrane; cytosol. Lineage: Eukaryota; Metazoa; Chordata; Testudines; Emydidae. Gene Ontology annotation, molecular function: ATP hydrolysis activity; ATP binding. The record is from RefSeq and is a predicted model, not a curated record. The transcript has 17 exons. Gene Ontology annotation, biological process: protein import into peroxisome matrix.